AUGGCACUUUUGGGAGGAAAUCUAGGAUUCUCAAAUCCAACGAAAGAGCUACUGGGGGAGGCUUUGCAUCUGUACGGAAAAGAUGCUCAUGUCUCGUCAGUAAUAAGCCUAGGUCUCGGACGACCGCCCCCAAUGGCAUUUCCAACGGCCGAGGUUCAUCAACAAGAACAAUGGAACAAGUUCUUGCUUCAGAUUGUCACAGAUGGCGAGACAGUAUCUCGCGAAUUGCUCGCUCGGGUCUAUCAUUUAGGCAUAUACUUCCGGUUCUCUACGCCAAACACCUCUUUUGGACCUCAUACAGACUAUGGUACUCAUGGGAACUCGGAUUUCUUGGUGGAAGAUAUCCAUACUUAUAUUGCCGAUUCUUCGCCAAACUUGGAUCACUGUGUCUCGGUCUUGAAAAACUCUCUAGGUGUGGUCACUCUCGACCAGCUAAGGAAAACCCCUGGAAGGCCUUGGUGGAUGGACUGUUAUCCCCACCUCAAUAUGGAGUCGCACAUGAACAAAGAAUUAUGGUCAUAUCCGGUAUGGGUGGAUGUGGAAAGACUCAGUUGGCACUUAAAUUUGCCCAUGAGCACCAAGAAAAGUGAACCAAUUCUAUACUCCGAAGCGAAUAUCAAGGCCGACCUAGUCGCCAACGUUCGUUCGCUGGGUGCAGAGUACUCUCAAGAGAGCUUCGAAGGAGCAAUGGGGCUCUUGCAAGGAUUAUUCAACGACUGGCUACUCAUUUACGAUAAUGUAGAUGACCCUUCGUUGGAUUUAGCAGAUCUCCUUCCACAGUGUACCCAUGGCUCGAUUAUUAUCACGACACGAAAUCCAUCUCUAGGAGAUCUAUCCUCUUCGACACCCCUGGAGAUGGACGUCAUGUCCGAGGAAGAAGCAGUGGCCGCUCUUCUCAGUGCCGCAAUUCCCAAACCUAAAAAGCCGACCAUGGACGAAGUUGCAAUGUCGAUUCGCAUCGUCGAAGAGCUGGGGUACUUGCCGGUAGCGAUCAUACAAGCCGGUAGUCUCAUUCGCCAACGCAAAUGCUUUCCCGACUACCUCAACCGCCUGCGAGCCAAUCGAUUGAAGCUCCUCCAGACGCCUGCCACUGCUCAGCGCGAUAGGCACUCGCAUAGCGUCUAUGCCACUUUAGAGACCACAAAGCUUGUACUACCUUUCCACGUUAUACAACUCCUUCACCUACUUUCAUACUAUCACCACAGUAAUAUCCUGGUCAAUGGUAUGACCUUGGCCGCUGAAAGAUCUUUCCUUCAUCAAACUUUCAACUUUUUGGAGCGCCCAUUAUCCUUUGAGCAGUCCAUCUCCCUUCUUAAGGAGAUAUUUUGGACUUUUGGAUUGUGGGAUUCGGAAGAAUUUGACGACAAUCUGCUAAUUCUUCAAAAAUACUCCCUCAUCACAACCGUUCGAAAUGAAGACAAAUUGAUCGUUCGCCUUCAUCCGCUAACGCAAGCCUGGGCAAGGGACACGUUGGAAGCGGGAAAGACAAAGCUUUAUGAAGAAGCGGCUAUCAGA
Acaulospora colombiana is the source of this 1515-nucleotide messenger RNA. The record is from the annotation of a GenBank genome assembly. Lineage: Eukaryota; Fungi; Glomeromycota; Glomeromycetes; Diversisporales; Acaulosporaceae.